Messenger RNA from Scutellospora calospora, 1632 nucleotides. NCBI's taxonomy places the organism in Eukaryota, Fungi, Glomeromycota, Glomeromycetes, Diversisporales, Gigasporaceae. The record is from the annotation of a GenBank genome assembly.
AUGGCUUUUUCAUUUCCUCCCGAAAUAUUUCGAAAUAUUUUUAAAGAGCUUGAUGUAACCUCUCUUCAUUCCUGCGUUUUAGUCAAUCGUACUUGGUGUGUAAAUACAGCGCCAAUUCUUUGGCAAAAUCCGUUAGAUUUUGUUCAUAAUAAUUAUAAAAGAUUAGAACUGCAGAUAAAGAUAAAACAGAUUAUCAAUAUUUACUUAUCAUCGUUAUCAGAUGAUUCCAAAGUUAAUUUUGAAAACAAUCACGUAAUGUCUAAGAGACAUUUUACCACUACUUUUAAUUAUGCUUCCUUCUUAAGAUCUUUAAAUCUUUUACUUCUUCUUGAUUCUAUAAACCUUACUUUUACUCUUAUUACUAGAAAUAGUUAUAAGAAACGCGAAUUCAUUUAUUUAGAGUUGAUCAAAUUAUUUCUUCAUGAAUCUUCGUGUGUUGAUUCUCUUGAGUGCUGCACUCUUACAAUUGAAAAUGAUGAAAAAGUUGAUGAUUUUAAAGUGAUCUAUAACGAUAUUUCCAAAAUACCUGGCGCAAUUUCUUGUCUUUCGCGUUUGAAAAGACUUCGUUGUCGAGAUAAAACUUCUCUCUUACUGCCUUCAUUGGCUCAAAUUACGAAAUCUCUUCGAACCCUUGAAAUCUUUAAUAGUCGCAAAAAUAGAAACAUGAUAUUGGAUAUAAUUCAUGCACAAUCUGAACUCGAACAAUUCUUUAUCUUUUAUUCAGAUAUUACUUCAAAAUACCUUGACGCUCUUAGAUCAAAUUUCAAUAAUCUUCAAAAAAUUUUCAUUCACUGUUCUAUCAGAAUAAGUUUCAUUAAUAUUCUUUACGAAAUUCCGAAUAUCAAAGAAUUUUCUAUUAUCUGUAUUGGAUAUUAUGGAAGUGAUCUCAGUACCGAGAAAUCAAGGUCAUCGUCAAUUUAUAAUCAAAUGUUAUACCGUGCACGUUACAAUCAUUAUGGAUUUCUUAAUGCAAGGUCUAGACUCGUUAUUCCUCCAUCAGAUAAUUUAAUCUCUGAGAAUAGUUUAAUAAUUAAUUCAAAUCUUUCUAAGCUCACAAAAUUAGAAAUUAAUCAUGAUGAAAACAUUGCUCAUGUUCAACAAUAUAUACCUAUAAUUCAAUGCACUCAUGGUAGUCUUCGUGAAAUUCAAAUACUCUUAGGUCCGCAUAGACCUAGUAAUUCUUCACAAUUAUUUACGACAAUUAUAAAUAAUUGUCCAAAUCUUAGAGUAUUAGGAUUAUAUGUUCCUGAUGAUGUAAUUUCUGAAAUACCAAGAUUAUUCAAAACUUGCAAUUUACUUGAAGAAGUUUAUUUACUUGGUGGUCCUGUAAGUACGACAAAAAUUAGAACAUUUCUUAAAGAAAUUGGUGAUGUGGUUCCUCAAGAUUUAAGAUGUAUAUAUUUGGGUCCUGGUCAUUGGGAUUAUUCUUCUGAAGCUUUAAAAUAUUUUUUGGAUUGUUGCGAAAUAAGAUUAAAUAGAAAACCUCUUAAGUUUUUAUAUAAUCAUACUAAAAAAUUUCUUGAAAUUCUUGAAGAAUAUGUGGAAAAAGGUGUUUUGGAGAUAUUAAAAAUUUCAAUUGAUCCUCUACCAGAGUCUGAAGACGACUCCUAUGGAGGAAUGGAAGGAAAUUAG